Messenger RNA from Homo sapiens (human), 5446 nucleotides. RefSeq names its product angel homolog 1 (gene ANGEL1). Lineage: Eukaryota; Metazoa; Chordata; Mammalia; Primates; Hominidae. Gene Ontology annotation, cellular component: mitochondrial outer membrane; Golgi apparatus; endoplasmic reticulum. The transcript has 12 exons. The record is from RefSeq and is marked validated. Bases 56 to 2227 code for a protein of 723 amino acids. Gene Ontology annotation, molecular function: catalytic activity.
GAGGGAGGACCUGCUGGCUGCAGUGAGGAGCGGAGGCGGGCGCGGGCGGCCGGCCAUGAUCGCGUCGUGCUUGUGUUACCUGCUGCUGCCGGCCACGCGCCUCUUCCGCGCCCUCUCAGAUGCUUUCUUCACAUGUCGAAAAAAUGUCCUUCUGGCGAACAGCUCAUCCCCCCAGGUAGAGGGCGACUUUGCCAUGGCCCCUCGGGGCCCUGAGCAGGAGGAAUGUGAGGGCCUGCUGCAGCAGUGGCGAGAAGAAGGGUUGAGCCAGGUGCUCUCAACUGCAAGUGAGGGGCCCCUUAUAGAUAAAGGACUAGCCCAGAGCAGCCUGGCACUUCUGAUGGAUAAUCCUGGAGAAGAGAAUGCUGCUUCAGAGGACAGGUGGUCCAGCAGGCAGCUGAGUGACCUUCGGGCUGCAGAGAACCUGGAUGAGCCUUUCCCUGAGAUGCUAGGAGAGGAGCCACUGCUGGAGGUGGAGGGGGUGGAGGGCUCCAUGUGGGCAGCUAUCCCCAUGCAGUCGGAGCCCCAGUAUGCAGACUGUGCUGCCCUCCCAGUGGGUGCCCUGGCCACAGAGCAGUGGGAAGAGGACCCAGCGGUGUUGGCCUGGAGCAUAGCACCUGAGCCUGUGCCCCAGGAAGAGGCUUCCAUCUGGCCCUUUGAGGGCCUGGGGCAGUUGCAGCCUCCCGCAGUGGAAAUACCAUAUCAUGAAAUUUUGUGGCGAGAAUGGGAGGAUUUCUCCACCCAGCCAGAUGCUCAGGGCCUGAAGGCAGGAGAUGGCCCUCAGUUCCAGUUCACUCUGAUGUCUUAUAACAUCCUGGCUCAGGACCUGAUGCAGCAGAGCUCAGAGCUCUAUCUACAUUGCCAUCCAGACAUCCUCAAUUGGAACUAUCGCUUCGUGAACCUCAUGCAGGAAUUCCAGCACUGGGACCCUGAUAUCCUGUGUCUCCAGGAAGUCCAGGAAGAUCAUUACUGGGAGCAGCUGGAACCCUCUCUGCGAAUGAUGGGCUUUACCUGUUUCUACAAGAGGAGGACUGGGUGUAAAACCGAUGGCUGUGCUGUCUGCUACAAGCCUACCAGAUUCCGCCUGCUCUGUGCUAGCCCUGUGGAGUACUUCCGGCCUGGCUUGGAGCUACUUAAUCGGGAUAAUGUGGGCUUAGUGUUGCUACUGCAACCACUCGUCCCAGAAGGCCUGGGACAAGUCUCGGUGGCCCCGCUGUGUGUGGCAAAUACCCAUAUCCUUUACAACCCACGCCGGGGCGAUGUCAAGCUGGCCCAGAUGGCCAUUCUCCUGGCGGAAGUGGACAAGGUGGCCAGACUGUCAGAUGGCAGCCACUGCCCCAUCAUCUUGUGCGGGGACCUAAAUUCUGUCCCUGAUUCACCUCUCUACAACUUCAUCAGGGAUGGAGAGCUCCAGUACCAUGGGAUGCCAGCCUGGAAGAGUCUCGCUCUGUUGCCCAGGCUGGAGUGCAAUGGCACGAUCUCGGCUCACUGCAACCUCUGCCUCCUGGGUUCAUGUGAUUCUCCUGCCUCAGCCUCCCAAGUAGCUGGGAUUACAGGCUGCUCAUUGGCUUUGACCGAGGAUGGUGACGUAGAUACGGUAUCUGGACAGGAAGACUUCUCCCAUCAGCUUUACCAGAGGAAGCUGCAGGCCCCACUGUGGCCCAGCUCCCUGGGCAUCACUGAUUGCUGUCAGUAUGUCACCUCCUGUCACCCCAAGAGAUCAGAGAGACGCAAGUAUGGCCGAGACUUCCUGCUACGUUUCCGCUUCUGCAGCAUCGCUUGUCAGCGACCAGUAGGACUGGUCCUUAUGGAAGGAGUGACAGAUACUAAGCCAGAGCGACCUGCGGGUUGGGCUGAGUCUGUCCUUGAGGAAGAUGCAUCGGAGCUUGAGCCUGCCUUCUCCAGGACUGUAGGUACCAUCCAGCACUGCCUCCACCUGACGUCAGUAUAUACCCACUUCCUGCCCCAGCGUGGCCGCCCAGAGGUCACUACAAUGCCAUUGGGUCUUGGAAUGACAGUAGAUUACAUCUUCUUCUCAGCUGAGUCCUGUGAGAAUGGGAACAGAACUGAUCACAGGCUGUAUCGAGAUGGAACUCUCAAGCUCCUGGGUCGUCUCUCCCUUCUCUCUGAAGAGAUACUCUGGGCUGCCAAUGGCUUACCCAACCCCUUCUGCUCUUCAGACCACCUCUGCCUGCUAGCCAGCUUCGGGAUGGAAGUCACCGCCCCAUGACAGGGCUCCCAGGGGAAGAGAGCUUCUCUUCCAGAAGAGCUCACUGGAUCAGAGACUGUGGAAAAAUCCCAUGCAUCUAGAAACUUAGAUCCAAGAAACUUACAUCCCCUCCCUUCCCCCUCCUCGUUCCCUUUUUCCCACGGUUAGACUUUCUCCAGGCCUGGCUGCGUUCUCUGCCUGUGGUCCUUGCCCCACCCCAGCCUCUUCCUAAUCCUGUGCCACACACUCAGUGGCCCUGGGAGAGGCAGAAGGGGGGCUCCCCCUUCCUUCCAUGUAUCCAGCGCUCCCCCUUGAUUUUUAAUUACCAGGGUUAUGGGAGUUCUUGAUUUCAUUGGUUAUUUGCUUUCAGGCCGUUUCUUGAUGUACCUUCUGACCUGACCUUUUCCCUGCCUUCAGGACUUCUGGGCCCAGCCCUCUUGCCAGGCAUGCAUAUGUGAGAUAUGCAUAUCAUGUAUGUGUCCUCUUGGGGUGAGACUUCUGCACAGCCAUGCCUGCCUCUGACCAGUCCACUUUUCAUGUUGGGGCUGUAGGCCUGGGGCAGGUUCAGAGUCUACCCAAGUACCUAUGUAUGAGCAGGCAGCAGCAGGGCAUGGCCCCAUCUCUCCUUUUAGCCUCUGUGUUUCAUUAGGCAUUCAUCCUGCCAACCAGGGCAGGCCCGGCGUCUGGGCUCUGGGAACAAAUGGGGCCCACAUCCUGGAGUGGCAAAUUUUGGGGGAUGCGCUACCUGUCCCAGCUGGCCCUGUGCCUCCAACCCAGAGCUCCCCACAGACCUGGUGUAAUUUCACAAGGGCCAUCCCUUUCCCCAGGCUUCCCUGAGGGAGGCGGAAGUUUGAACCCUUAUGUGGGGUUCAUUGGGCUAGGGUAGUGGUAUGAGGUUUAAAACUAUUUAAGGAUUAGGAGGAGAAAGAGUCUUCAGGAAACUCUUGUUUCACUGGACUCUGCAGCCUGCAGAACUGGGGCAAGGGUAGGAGUUCCAGUAGGGGAAGGAGCAGGUAGACUCUUCAGCUGCCUCAGCUGGGACUGAAGACCUAAGCUGAUUCUCUUUCCUCUCCACUCCUAAGAAGCAAUUUUCUGUUCCUCUCCUUCCACCACUUUUUACUUUCUGCUAUCUCCCAUCUCCCGCUUCCCUUCCAUUUCCUUUCUAGAAAACCCUGGUAUUUAGCUCAGGCCAAACUGCCUCAGCAGAAAGGUGGCCUUGGACAAAACUGGUCCAAGAAUUUGAAGUGGCAGUACUUGCGGAUUGGCUCUGUCCAGCAAGGCCUCAGCUGCUUGUUGCGUCUGCUUUCCCUCCCCUAACAGAAGGGUACCCUGGCUUAUUCAGGGGACUCCUUAGUCCACACUGUGUCACCUGCAUGCCUUAAUCUUUCAUUGCUGGGGUGUGGCCUUGGGAGAUCCUGGGCCAGCCCCUCCACACAUCUCCCUAAGUCAGAGUGGCUGCUGGCCCUGGUAGAUUUGACUUGCUCUUGCCUCACUCGACCUCCAAAGUGGGACUGAAGACAGUGGUCAAGAGACUUGAGUUCGGGACAGUAAGCCAGGGGUUAAGGUUCUUUCCUUUUUUUGAAAGCCAAAGACCCAGUUUGCAUUGUGCUGCUGCAUUCAUGGUUAGAAGCUUUCCAUGCCUAGGUUCUAGGGAAUUUAUUUUUCUAUGUGUAUAUAUUUUCAAACUUUGUUUCCUGGGUACUGGGCAUGUGCCUGUCUGAGCCCCAGGUCUGUCUACACCCCACCAUUCAUUCUGUCUGUCUGUUCCCUGGACACUGCCUAAAAGGGUCUCAAGACAGUGCCCUGUGGGUUCCUAGGACUAGGGCCCAUCACUGUUCUCUUCUGCUGGGAAAUGCAGCUUUAAAAUGGCUAACCACAGCAGAGGGCAGAUGCUUGAUAGAUUAUCUUUUCCUUGCUUUCUUGUUUCUGUUUUGAAAGUGAAAUGGGGUUUUAAAUUGUUAUUUAAACUCUUUUUCCAAAUAAAGGUUUACCUUUUUUCCCCCCAAUGUUGUUCAUUUUAUUAGGAUCCUGAAGGGAUUAGGUCCUUGAGAGAGGGCCUGAAGAAUGAGGUGGGCAGAGGAAGAGACUAAGGAGCUUUUGAUCUUGGGGUGGGGUCUCAAGACAUGAAUCUAGAUUGAGAAAUGUGUUGUAAGAUCUCCCUCUAUUAGCUGAGGUAAAUUCCCACUGCUGUGAGGCCUGGGAGGAACAGGGCUUGAGUGAAGCCUCCUGCCUUGACACUGCUGGGGUACAGCUUUCUUCUGUCCUUCCCAAGUGAGAGAAUGAUUCUUUGGACUGCUUUUCAUUCUUCCUCCAUCUGCUCCCCCCAUGCCUCCUCCUAGUAUCUUCUGCACUUCAGGAGGGUCUGUGCAAAGUGGGAUAAGAUGUGUGUUUUCCUGAUUAAAGCUAUGGCAGCUGCAUGAGACAUGAUGCGGGUGGCACAUGCCUCUUGCUGAGCAUCUAUUUCUGAUCUCUUUUGCAUUCUGGAGCCAGGGCUGAGCAGUGGGCCAUCUGUCGCUGGAAAAAUGUCUCUUCCUUCCUAGGCCUACCUCUGUUGGUGCUUUUGUCUUCCAACCUCCCUAUGUAGUAAGACCAGCCAAGCCCACAUGCCCACUGGGAGCCCUGAAACCAGAUCUGGUUUUCUGUCUUACCUGAACAGGUUCCCAGAACCCACACCAGGCCUCUGAAUCAGUCUCUGAGAAUCUGAUUGAUUUAAAGCCACUUGGUUGCUUCCAUUGCACUACCUGGGUUGCGAUCCCCUCAAUUGAUUUAGUAAAAAGAAAACUUAGCGGCCGGGUGCGGUGGCUCACACCUGUAAUCCCAGCACUUUGGGAGGCUGAGGCGGGUGGAUCACCUGAGGUCGAGAGUUCCAGACCAGCCUGACCAACAUGAAGAAAUCCCGUCUCUACUAAAAAUACAAAAUUAGCCGGGCGUGAUGGCGCAUGCCUGUAAUCCCAGCUACUUGGAGGCUGAGGCAGGAGAAUUGCUUGAACCUGGGAAGCGGAGGUUGUGGUGAGCCGAGAUCAUGCCAUUGCACUCCAGCCUGGACAACAAGAGUGAAACUCCAUCUCAAAAAAAAAAAAAGAAAAGAAAAGAAAAGAAAGAAAACUCAGCUAGGAAUUAGAAACAUCAUUUGUCCUCUUGGCCUGUUCAGCUGGUGACUGUAGGUAAGUUACUUAACCUCUCUGUAUUUCAGUUCACAUUCCUUGGUGAAAUAGAAAUUAAAGUUAAUAAUCACUUCUA